Molecule: messenger RNA, 8049 nt
Organism: Manis pentadactyla (Chinese pangolin)
Lineage: Eukaryota; Metazoa; Chordata; Mammalia; Pholidota; Manidae
Gene: ADAMTS5
Product: ADAM metallopeptidase with thrombospondin type 1 motif 5
Exons: 9
Coding region: 1086-3878 (930 amino acids)
Biological process (GO): extracellular matrix organization; proteolysis
Molecular function (GO): metalloendopeptidase activity; zinc ion binding
Source: RefSeq, a predicted model, not a curated record
CUUAGGGCUGCCCGGCCCCUCUGUUGGUGGCUGGGAGAAGUUAGUCACCCGAGGCCCGACCCCGGCGAGCUUCCGAUCGCGAAGGGGCCGGGGGGAUGGGGAGGGAGGAAACCCGGUAUCGGGACCGCCGGGAGGAGGCGAGAGGAGCGCGGGGCGCGGGGGCGCACGGGGAGCUGAAAGCCCUUAGCCGGUAGACGGAGUUGCAAGGUCUGCGAGGCCGAAGUGCACCGGCUCCCACAGGGCAAAAACUUGCGUCAGGAACUUCCUACCGAGGGAAGGAGACGCAGGAGUGAAGGAGGCAGGAGAGACUUGAAAUGCCUCAGUAACUUUAAAAACAUACCAAAACACCCCUUCAGGAGAUGAGGAUGGCAUGCCGCUAUAAAUUCAUUGUUCCACCUCCUCGCAUCUUCACAGCGCUCGCACUGCUCUCCGCGCUUGCAGCAGCGGACUGGGGAUGACGGCGGGCAGGAAGACACUGCAUCCAAGAGACGCGGACGCGCCGCUUCACUGCCUAGCCGCAGGCUGCCCCUUGCAUUUUUUGUUUUAAUUUUUAUAGCUUUUUCCCUCUCUUUUUUCCCUUCCUCCUGGGUCCAGUAGAGUCAAGGAAACCCACAAAAUACGAAAGGAACGGGGCUCCGGAGCUUGGAACCCCAGCUGCCUGCAGGUCCGGAGCAGCAAGAGGGCGGGAGGCCGCACGCACCAGUUGCCCGGCUGGUGCGCGGCGCCUUCCUUACUUUUAUUGGUGCAGCGUUAUUGGCUGCAUUUGAGGUUGGAUUUGGAUUUUGACCAUUCUCUACUAUUUGCUGAAUCUCCACGGCCCGACUUUUCUCGUUUUUUAUUUUUAUUUUUUCUUUUUCCGAAGAACGAAUCCAAACAUUUUCCAAAUCAACAAAGAAAAGUUCGUACGCUGGCACAGCAGCCUGGACAGGCUGGCCCUGCUGCUGGGUCCCGUUCCAACCGACACGACUCAACCUUGCAAGCAAGUGUGUGUGUGCCCCCCAUCUCCCUCCCCUGUAACUUCCACAACGAAUAACAAAUACCCGUAAAGUCCCGUUCCCGCAGCCCCUCCCCGCGGGCAGCGCACUAUGCUGCUCGGGUGGGCGUCCCUGCUGCUGUGCGCGCUCCGCCUGCCCCUGGUCGCUGCCGGCCCCUCCGCGGCACCUGCCCAGGAUAAAGCCGGGCAGCCUCGGGCUGCUGCAGCGGCCGCCCAGCCCCGCCGGCGGCAGUGGGAGGAGGCGCAGGAGCGGGCCGAGCCUCCCGGCCACCCGCACCCCCUGGCGCCGCAGCGCAGGAGCGGCGGGCUGGUGCAGAGCAUCGACCAGAUCUACUCGGGCGGCGGCAAGGUGGGCUACCUCGUCUACGUGGGCGGCCGGAGGUUCCUCCUGGACCUGGAGCGGGAUGGCUCGGUGGGUGCCGCUGGCUUUGUGCCCAGAGGAGGCGGGCCGAGGGCGACCCGACGCCACCGGGGCCACUGUUUAUACCGCGGCACAGUGGACGGCAGCCCCCGCUCCCUGGCUGUUUUUGACCUCUGCGGUGGUCUCGACGGCUUCUUCGCGGUCAAGCACGCGCGCUACACCCUGAAGCCGCUGCUGCGCGGGCCCUGGACGGAGGCAAAGCCCGGGCACUUGUAUGGAGAUGGGUCUGCGCGGAUCCUGCACGUCUACACCCGCGAGGGCUUCAGUUUUGAGGCCUUGCCGCCUCGCACCAGCUGUGAGACCCCCACGUCCCCUUCAGGGUCGCGCGAGCCCACUCCUUUGCACAGCAGCCCCUCCCUGCGCUGGGCCCUGGCUCCGCAAUUCGCGGACCAGUCUGUAGCCUCGUCGGCUGGGGUCCAGGGACCACAGACGUGGUGGCGGCGGCGGCGCCGCUCUAUCUCCCGGGCCCGCCAGGUGGAGCUGCUACUGGUCGCUGACGCGUCCAUGGCGAGGAUGUACGGCCGAGGCCUGCAGCAUUACCUGCUGACUCUGGCCUCCAUCGCCAACAGGCUGUACAGCCACGCCAGCAUCGAGAACCACAUACGCCUGGCCGUGGUGAAGGUGGUGGUGCUGGGCGACAAGGACAAGAGCCUGGAGGUGAGCAAGAACGCGGCCACCACGCUCAAGAACUUCUGCAAGUGGCAGCACCAGCACAAACAACUGGGGGAUGACCAUGAGGAGCACUACGACGCGGCCAUCCUGUUCACUCGGGAGGAUUUAUGUGGGCAUCAUUCAUGUGACACCCUGGGAAUGGCAGACGUUGGGACCAUAUGCUCUCCAGAGCGCAGCUGUGCUGUGAUUGAGGAUGAUGGCCUCCACGCAGCCUUCACCGUGGCUCACGAAAUUGGGCAUCUACUUGGCCUCUCCCACGAUGACUCCAAAUUCUGUGAAGAGAACUUUGGGGCCACUGAAGAUAAGCGCUUAAUGUCUUCCAUCCUAACUAGCAUUGAUUCGUCCAAGCCCUGGUCCAAAUGCACCUCAGCCACCAUCACAGAAUUCCUGGAUGAUGGCCACGGUAACUGUUUGCUAGACCUACCACGCAAACAGAUCCUGGGCCCUGAGGAACUCCCAGGGCAGACUUAUGAUGCCACCCAGCAGUGCAACCUGACAUUCGGGCCCGAGUACUCCGUGUGUCCGGGAAUGGACGUCUGCGCGCGCCUCUGGUGCGCCGUGGUGCGCCAGGGCCAGAUGGUGUGCCUGACCAAGAAGCUGCCAGCCGUGGAAGGGACGCCAUGUGGGAAAGGGCGGAUUUGCCUGCAGGGCAAGUGUGUGGACAAAACCAAGAAAAAGUAUUAUUCAACAUCAAGCCAUGGCAACUGGGGAUCCUGGGGGUCCUGGGGCCAGUGUUCGCGCUCAUGUGGGGGAGGAGUACAGUUUGCCUAUCGCCACUGCAAUAAUCCUGCACCCAGAAACAGUGGCCGCUACUGCACAGGGAAGAGGGCCAUCUACCGCUCCUGCAGUGUCAUGCCCUGCCCACCUAAUGGUAAAUCUUUUCGUCAUGAGCAGUGUGAGGCCAAAAAUGGGUAUCAGUCUGAUGCAAAAGGAGUCAAGACUUUUGUGGAAUGGGUUCCCAAAUACGCCGGCGUCCUGCUUGGGGAUGUGUGUAAACUGACUUGCAGAGCUAAGGGCACCGGCUACUAUGUGGUAUUCUCUCCAAAGGUGACCGACGGAACUGAAUGUAGGCCGUAUAGCAAUUCCAUCUGCGUCCGCGGGAAGUGUGUACGAACUGGCUGUGAUGGCAUCAUUGGCUCAAAGCUGCAGUAUGACAAGUGUGGAGUGUGUGGAGGAGACAACUCCAGCUGUACAAAGAUUGUUGGAACCUUCAAUAAGAAAAGUAAGGGUUACACUGACGUUGUGAGGAUCCCUGAAGGGGCAACCCACAUAAAAGUCCGACAGUUCAAAGCCAAAGACCAGACUAGAUUCACGGCCUACUUAGCCCUGAAAAAGAAAAACGGUGAGUACCUUAUCAAUGGAAAGUACAUGAUCUCCACUUCAGAAACCAUCAUUGACAUCAACGGAACAGUCAUGAAUUACAGCGGUUGGAGCCACAGGGAUGACUUCCUGCACGGCAUGGGCUACUCAGCCACGAAGGAAAUUCUAAUAGUGCAGAUUCUGGCAACAGACCCAACUAAAGCGUUAGACGUCCGCUACAGCUUUUUUGUUCCCAAGAUGUCCACUCAAAAAACUAACUCGGUCACCAGCCAUAGCAGCAACAAAGUGGGACCGCACACUGCGCAGCUGCAGUGGGUGACGGGCCCAUGGCUCGCCUGUUCUAGGACCUGUGACACAGGCUGGCACACCAGGACGGUGCAGUGCCAGGAUGGGAACCGGAAGUUAGCAAAGGGCUGUCUUCUCUCUCAGAGGCCAUCUGCAUUCAAGCAGUGUUCGCUGAAGAAAUGUUAGCCUGUGGUUAUGACCUAAUGCAGAGGUACCUGCAUGAGUCAUCACCGAUCAGUCGUGAUGAAGGGUGGUGAUCCAUCUUGUGAUCAAGAGCUCUACCUAAAGCACAGAAAGUCGCGUUUCAGUGUCACUGGCAACAGGAGUCCAAUUACGGGCAGAAUCUGCCCUCUGCGACCAAAAGGAGAUGUGCACUGCUUCGUGUGACACUGGUGACCUUGGGAUACAGAAACACUUGGGAGUUACUGAGCAUCCCCUGGACCUACACAAAUGCAAAAUGACUGAUGAAUGUAGAAUCAGGGGACAUUUGAAGAUAGCAGAACAACAGUCUCCCCCUUGUCACCUACCUCUUAUAGAAUGUCUUCAAAGGCAUCGUAGUCAUUUUCACCCCUAAGGCACACUAGCGUUAUUUUUACUGUUUGUAAAUACAUUCUCCCUUGGUAUGUCACUUUAUAUCAUUCGGUUCUAUUAAUAUGUAUAUAUAUAUAUAUAUGUGUGUGUGUGUGUGUAUAUAUGUGUGUGUAUAUCUAUAUAUAUACACACACACAUCUAUAUAUAUAUAUAUACAUAUAUAUAUAUAUUCUAUAAAAAGUGUUUGACCAAAGUAGGUCUGCAACUAUUUAAACUUCUUCCAGUUUCCGGAAAGAGCUGUGGAUGUUUUACUGGAAAUUAAGACCGUGCUGCUGUUUUCAUAAGAUUCAGUAUACUUUCAGACAACAGAGGAUAAAAUUUUAGUCAAAAACCAUUUUCACAGCAAGCAUUUUCUGAGAAAUUUUGAAAAGAAAAAGGAUCUCAUUUUUUAUAUUUACUUAAUUGUUUGACUGCCUGUAUUUUUUCGGGCAACCAGCCAAAUUAAUGAGUGAUUAGAAUGUAGAAGUAGAGUUUGUGUGUGGGUAUGUUACCAGUAUUCAAGAGUCUAAAAAUUGUUUCCUUGUGUUAGAAUUUAAAAGGAAAAAAAAACAUACUUCACCAUAUUUUCCAUUUGUAUUUUCACAACCGCUUUCCCUUUCUACGCCUUCCAUCUGAUAUCUUACAAUGUAUAAUAUACAUACAGAACACACAUUUUUCUAAAUCACAUUCAACAUCUUCAACACUGGUAUACCUCUUACCAGCAAGCCUUUAAAAUGCAUUUUUUUUUCACUUGUUAGUUUGUUUUGUUCUAGGGUUCUGUAAGACCUUCAAUGUCUUGUACUUCUUGUUGACUUAGUUUAAUAGGAAUAUUAAAGAUCAUUUAGGAAUUAGCCACAUCUAGACGUGGUUUUCACUAAUGGGCUAGUGCAAAAAAAAUGUUGUUAAUAUUAAGAAGACUGUUUCCACACCAUAAAGGCAAUAAUUCCUUGCAUUGUUUGUUUUUUUUAAAAUCCAAGGACACUCAUACUGUACUUAACAUUUUUCCCAAUUGGAAGGAUUUGGUUAUACCAGUAAGUGUUUGAGUAAUGAAAUGUGAUUAUUUUUGAGCAGCUUGUUGCUUUAAUGUUCAUAUUCCGUCUAGGUAUUUUCUAAGUUUGAAUAGUUAGACUUGGAAAAUUUUUACAGUCACAUGCAUUCAAAUCUUUAUUUAAACAGUAAAUUGUAUCCCUCUAACUUGAUAACUAGAAAAUCAAAGGUAUUUCAUUUCAUUGAGAUUUUUGUGUGUGUGAAAUAUCACAAAGUCAAUUGUUGUUGAAAUUUUUAUAUAUAAUCCUUACCAAAUGUGCCUAUUGUUAAAGAUUUGCAUAUAAGGAUGUUAGGGGACCAUUGUUUGAGUUCCCCUUAGGUCAUGAGAGUUUAUUUUUAUUAUAAUAUAUUUUAACAUACAGGAAUUAUGUAAUUGAUCUUACUAUAUCACAUUCAUUACAGUAAGCCAGGAAAACAUGUCUCACUAAGUAUUUUCUUGAGAAUUUAUUAGGUAAAACAAAGAAUUGUUUUACAAAACUGGUAAUCAUCCUUUGGAUUUUAAAUAGACUUUGCUUUAGACGUGGUCAUUUUUUUUCUUAAAAAAAUCAUCUGUUAGAGAAAUGAAACCCAUAUAAGACUGGUAACCUAUGUCUGAUGGAGGUCACCAGAUACCAGAAGCCAGAAACAAAGCUAUUCAAAUCACUCAGAAAAAAGUUUUAAAUCACACCAACAAUUUGACUGUGCAGAGAGAAUUAAUGGUGAGGCCAAUAUUACUUUUUCCAAUAUCUGAAAUAAUUUUAAUUAAGUAAUUCAAAUAUUUAAAAAAUAUUUUUACCUUUUCUGGUUAUAUUCACAGCAACAUUAAAAAAUAAUUGAAGCACAAACUUGAUUAUCUCCUACUCUGCUUCUCCAUAUCAUACUCAUAGAUUUUUUUAAAUAUGAUUUAUCAAUGAUUCAUUUUCCCUCAAACAAUGAAGUUUUAUACUUCUCAUUGAAGCAAACAAUACUGGAGAGUAUAAAAUAAAUGAAUUAACCACUAUUCCAUGGUUUCAAGGAGCUUUUUUUAGUUUUUUCAUAUGAGUAUAUCAAUAAAUUGACCAAUGAAUAUAUGUCUACAUUCCUGAGAAAAAUGAUAUGGAAUGAAAACUGAAAUUCAGAGAAAUGGAGUGUUGAGUAAAUAUAAAGAAUGAUAAAGAAAUGAAAAAUCCUCUAUAAUGCAAUCUAAUUCAGUCCAGAUUGACUUUGAACUGUAGUUGUACCUUUCCAUAGUUGCAUUUUGUAUAAGGCAUCUAGAGUUCAUGAUGCUAGUGGUUACUUCCUCAAAAAAAAGUUUGUCUGAAAAUGCUCAGGUUAGUAAGAAUCUAAUCUCACACAACUAAACACUCCAAAUUAAGUUUAAGUAAAUACAGAGAGUCCAAAAGGAAAUAGCAUUUAUUUCUUCUAGAAAAGAAAAUGCAAAAUUAAGCCCUGCAUUAUUUAGAAGUUUAAGGGUAGUGUUUUAAUUUGUUCAACAAAUUCAACUUCCUUUGCCUUCCUGUGGAAACAGUUUUAUCCAUUAAACUAAGAAUUAAGGGAUUAAUCACAAACAAAAAGUUGCAGCACUGAAAAAAAAUGACUUACUGUUUUUGCAACUGGUAUGUGUAUUUGUGUGAUAAAAUUAUUUAUUCUUAUUUAACAAAGAUAUGUGCAAAUUCUUUAUUUAAAAUGUUUUGCUGUUGUCCUACUUUUUAAUUUAUGCUUCAUGUUUGUGUAUAAAGUACACUUUGUGAGUUUACAUAAUAUACGGCACUGGUUGCUUUUGUAUUUUUUAAUAGAAAGCUUUCAGCAAGGAACAGGUAUACAUAUAUGUAUAUGUAUGUGUGUGUGUACAUAUAUAUAUAUGUAUGUAUUCCUCACAUAUCUUUAUUCUGAUACUACUUUCUUUUCCAAGGAAGUUUCUAACUGAAUUUUUCAUGACUAGUAGUGUUCAUUACUUCUAGUUACAUUAGGUCUAUUUGAGUUUCAUUAAUACUAAUUUUUCCAAGUCACAGAUGAGAAAAACACUUAAGCAACUAAGAUCCAAGUUUUAAACUUGGGUAUAUAGAUAACCUGGACGCUUCCCAUAGAUGCUGAGAAAGAAUUAAGAAUCAAGUGCAUUCACUUCACUGAUAAACUUGGACAAGGAGAUGCUGAUGUACUGUAUGAAAGCUGUGCACAUACAACCUCCAAGUGAUAGAAAUGAAAAUAAAACCAAAUAUUGUCUUUUGCUGCUUUAGAAACACUUCUUAAAAUUAAUUAUUACUUAGUCUUUCAUGUAUGUAGGAUUCUAUACAAGGGAGUAAACACGUUUGAUUAAAAUGAUUCAAGUGUUAAGAGUCAUAUCUAUUUCUACAAAUACGGUAUCUCCACUGAGUGACUUUCUACUAAUAAUAAAUGUCAUGGAGUCAUAAGACCUGGGACAGGGAGGGACACCUUGGUUCACAUCAGCUUGCCUCUGACUAUAAAUCCAGUCUGAUCACAAAAUUAAAGCAAAGCACCCUUGGACACACAAUUGACUGGAUCUCUCUCUGGUUCUGAUGUUUCUCCUGUUGGCUCCUUCCUUAUUAACAAGGUCAUUGUAAUGGUUUUGAUGAGGACAGCAACUGGAUUCAAAGAAGCUCAGUACUUGUGCUAUGACUUAGAGUUCAUUGUUUAUGAAAUAAGAUUGAAUUUAAUAAUUACCAAAUGUUGUUAAUACUUUGUGGCUGAGUGUGAAAUCUCAUUGGCAUGAUUGAUGAAUAUAACUAAUCUAUUUAUAAUUAAACUUGAAACCAUAAAAAUA